Molecule: messenger RNA, 1545 nt
Organism: Penicillium mononematosum
Lineage: Eukaryota; Fungi; Ascomycota; Eurotiomycetes; Eurotiales; Aspergillaceae
Exons: 3
Coding region: 1-1545 (514 amino acids)
Source: RefSeq, a predicted model, not a curated record
AUGCGCUACAGUAACUGGGAUGUCCUCCUUUUCGCUGGUGGUUCGAAGGUGCCUAUCCAAGAGUUCAAGACACAAUGCUUUGUGACCAAGGACAAAGACUCGCCCUAUUUGCACAACGAAGUCUUCCUUGGCCAUCAUGCACACCAUCCCGACCCAGGUCUUUUUAAUCAGCUGCCAGUCCUCACGACCUUCAUCCCGAGUCUACCCAAAGACAGCCCAUUCCAAGUCUCAAUUCAUAGUUGGGAGAAGCCACGACCUAGUGUACAGAUUGAGUCCAAUAUGGAACCGGAGGACGUUUUACUCUUCGAGGCGCGGAUAUUCAUCGAUGGGGUCUUUGUUGCAGGUAGUAUACAUGGACAAAUAACUAGUUGGCCACAGAUUAUGGUUCAAGCAGGUCUUGAUCGAGAUGGAAACCAAGACACCCUUCGAUUCCCUCCCUUUCAUUCUGAAAUACUACAGCAGAAGCAUUGGGAUGCCGGAGACUCUCAUGGCAGAAUCAAGGUUGUUAUUGCAGAAGGUUUCUCUCGCCCCAAUCGCUCGCCCCCUUUCGAACGAUUCAAGCAUGUCAUUGUUUUCUCUUUUCAGCAUGCACCACUAGAUGUGCUGGAAUUCUCCGACAUUGCUUGGCCCAAUCCCAACAUGUGGCUUGCUAUGCCGAACGCAUCCCGGUAUGGAGCGAGAUAUGGUACCUCCAAGGUAGUUGGCGAUGGCGGCCAUGGACAUUCGCCAAGCAAGCCUAGCAGCAGACCCGAACAUCGAAUUACAAUCACGGCUAACACGAGUAGCCAGUCUAGCAGCAAUACAGCUACCUACAGUGGUAGUAAUUCAUCAACUUACAAUGCCUGGACUCCUCACCGUGGGUUUCCCAUCCCAUCCACACAAUGGCACGGCUAUCCACAAGAGCCUCGAUGGGAGCCACAGGAUACAUACAUCGUGGAACCUGCCCUGGAUGCCUUCGUUGACGAUACAGCAUGGCGGCAGCGUGGUGCUCGAUCCUCCCGUGAGGAUAUCCCAAUGCCAGAUUAUGCUUCCACAGGAUCGACUAGCAGCCGGGCUAUAUCUAGCAUGACUGGAAUAAGCUACGAACACAGCAAGCAGCCCAGUAUCAAUUCCUGUCUGGAUGAUGAACAAUACAAUGAGCUGAUAGAAGCUCUGACACCAACGAAGGCGCCUCCUGCAGGUACUCGCGCACCCUCCAAUACCCCCUCCACUGCGAUGUCUGCCUCAAAGCCUUCUGCUGCAGCCGAAGCUCGAUCUGCAAGUUACAAGACUCGAAGCCGCCGUGCAUCCGCACUCAGAGAGAUAUCACAGCCAAGCACCCGUGAUGUUUCGGGAUCGAGCGAGCCCAAGAAUUUGACUCCAUCCAAGCUUGGGGCGAGCCCAAGCGAGAAAGUUCGGAGCAAAAAAGAGGCCCAGAAAGAGACACAGAAGGAGACCAACCAGGAGACCCCGAAAGCGCAGUCUAAGGGUAAGGGAACUACGAAGGAAAACCGCAACUCCAAGGACGUCGAAAACGCGCAGGACGAAAAUGAGUCUGUCCUGUAG